AAUGGUCAUUCGAAGAAAAAUCGACCAAAAAAUUACGAAAAUGUCAUCCUAUAAUCAAUUCCCCCAAAUUAUUGCUUAAUUGACUUAAUAGUUGGUGGAGAAAAGGAUCCAUAGACUAGACCAUCAGUGGAGAAUAGUCUCGGGCAUAAUUCGUGAUCCGUAGCUGAUAGCAUCGUAUUUGCACGUGUUUUCACUCAGAUUUCUUGUCCAUUUUGGCUCGAAUUGAUUGUUGCUUGGCCUAUUUUACGCUAGGUUGUGUUGUUUUGCCAUAUUUCAGGUCCUAGCAAGUACAGUGGGGCAUAGGCGCAAGUUUCAGGUCAUUCGGAGGUCAGAUGGCGAAUCACAGAGCGAAUUACGGGCAGCCCCUGCCAAAUUACGACCGUAAUUGGUCAGGGCAUGCCCGUAAAACAAUUGCCGAGCCUUUUCCCCAGAAUUUCCUCUCGGUGAUAAAAUUACGGGCAUGACUUCCAAGAAUUACGACCGUAAUUCCCAAAUUACUGGCGGUAAUUGUGAAAUUACGGGCGUAUCUUCUCCUCCUUCAGCUUAAUUGAAACGUGUGUUUUGGGGCGAAUUACGGGCAGGACGUGAUUACGGCCGUAAUUCAGCCCGUAAUUCGCCCAGAGUCGGGUUUUUGAGGCCAGAAUCGAGCCAAGGAAGGGGAGAUCGAAUUUCUUGAGCAAAAACAGAGCUUUAGAGAGAGAAAGUGCGAAGAACUCACCCUAGAAGCCAUCUUGGAGCUGGAAUUCAUCAAUUCAAGCUUGGAGAUCGUCCUAGGAGUGGAAAUCAUCAUCCCGGAGCAGAUUUUCCUCAUCAUUAUGAGUAUGACUGCUCCGAUUACUGUUUUCUUUUCUCUCUCUAUGGAGUAGAACCUCUCUCUCACUUGGGGAUGAAGAACCCUAGUUCUAUGUGUUAGGGGAUUGAUUGUAAUGACUUGGGAUGAUAUUACUGUUUGAUUUUAAUCGAAUGAUGCAUGUUUAUUGAGUCAAUUGAAGUCUGAUCAACUUUUCCUGAUUCCUGCUGCAAUCUGAGAUAGAUAGAAUCUGAUUAGGUUGCUAGAGUCUCAUCAUUCGAUAGUAGGAGACUGGUUAUACGAGAGUUAGCCAGUUUACUGCUUUGUACUGGAAUCUAAUUCCAGUAGUGAAUUUCUGUUCUUACUGCUUCAGCUUUCUAUCCCGGUGAAGACUAGUCGUCUGCCGGGUAGUUAGACUGAGAGGGCUUGGUCAGCUUAAGAGAUUCCAAGCUACUGUCGGAUCUUCCGCAGUUUAAUCAACAGUAAAUCAACCCAGGGUAAAUUGCAAUUGAAACCUAACUAAAGAGCUAGGGGGAUUCAUUCCCGAGUGACUCUUUCCUGCUUAAGAAAACCGAUUAAUUUCCUGCUUUAUUUCUGCUUUCAGUUUAAACAACAAUCACUUACUCUAGUUGGCUAGAUAACAGAGAAUCACUGAGUAAGCAGUAGAUCUAGAGCCCGGGUUGAUAAUAUAACUUGCCUGUUACUGCAUUCCCGGUCUGCGAUUACACUUGGUCGCAGAUUGGUGUUGUGUUUUGGCUUGUCAAGUUUUUGGCGCCGUUGCCGGGGACUUUCUAGAUUAUUAGGAAAGGCAGAAGUUUGUUACUUUAGCGUUUUUCGUUUCUUUUCUUUUCCACCCUUGCUUUUCACUUGGGUGUUUUUGUUUUUGUUGGUGCAGAUCUGAAUCAUGGAUCCUCAUGGCUUCUCCAAUCAUUGGGGGUAUCCACCACCAUCUGGGUGGUAUUACCCCGAGACUCCCUACAGCAAUCAAGGAGGAGAAGACUAUGGAUUCGGGUUCCAGUACCAACCCCCUUACUACGGAGAACAACCAGACCCCUGGACAUAUCAAGAACAAUCUCCUUAUCAAGAAGAAUUCCUCCCACAACAAGAAGGGCCAUCGGAUCUGGAGUUACCCAUGGCGGCCUUCACGGGCCAUUCUGCAGAGCCAUGCUACACUCCACAGCCAGAUCCAAACUAUGAAUUGAGGCUUCUCGUGGAGCAGAUUGCUCGAGUACCUGAGAGAUCUUUUCCCGAGAUGGAUCCUCAUAUCCAGGCCAUUGCCCAAACUGACUUUUCCUUCCCCCGUGAAACAGAGGAUACCAUCCGGAGCAUAAAGAAGCACCUAGAGGUCAUUGAGAAAGCUUGUUCACAGUUUUCUCAAGACAACCUUUAUGCUGCCAUACAAGUAGAGGAGGAGGAAGAAAAAGGCAAUCAUGAGGAUGUUGAGGAGCAUACAGAAGUUGUCACAGAAAGCUCCCAUGAUAAUCAUGAUCAAGUGUAUCCUCUGGUGGUAGAUCAUAACUUUCACCAUUUCCACUCUGACAUGCUGGGCUCGAGUGAGGAGAUGCAAGCUGACCUUAUCGAGAACCUUGCAUGGAGACUUGCUCUCCAAUUCGUGCUGGAAGAAGAAGAGCAAGAAAGGGUGCAGAAAGAAGUUGUGGAGGAUGACAAAAGUGAAGCAGAAGGAGUUCUUGAUCUUUUCUCAGGGGUGAUACCACAUGAAGAAGAAAGGGGGGUUGAAAAAGCAAUUGGCGUCCAGGCUGAGGACGGAGUUGAGGUGGAAGAGGCCUGCACCGGCCAUGAGUUACAUUUGAUAUCUCCACCAAACUUCGAGGAACUACUUAGCAAGGACCCAUUUGCAGUGUCUCUUUGCCAAACCAAGGCCACAUCGACAUCGGUCCCUCUUGGUGGACGCGAUGGUGGCCAAUCGAUGCUGUCAUAUCUGGUUUGGGGCAAUGAGACGAGAGAAGAGAAGAAGAGGUCUCUAGGGUGGAGACUUCAUCUGCAUCAAGUACAUGAGCCUUCCUCACCUGCCACACCACAUGCUCGUGACUUGAGACUCCACCUCAUCGACGAGAACCUCAACUUCAAGGAGGUUCUCUCAUGGACCGAAACUUAGGAGCCAUCGUCCGGCUCACGACGUGAAAGAAGCGCUUGUUGGGAGGCAACCCAACCAGUCGGUUUGCAUUUCUUUCUCUAUUUCUCCUCGGUUGAGUCAGUUUUGUUAUUUGAUUUUAGAGUCAAUAACUCAACCUUUGUGAGAUUUUGUGUGGUGUUUGUGUUCUGAUUACUCUCUCUUUCUGGAAUGCACCGCCUGACCCGUUCAUCAUCAUUCACCCUUGAUCUGGUAACUUCGUUCUACCCUCCUUAUCUUUCCUCCAUUGAGGACAAUGUCGUGCUUAAGUGUGGGGGGAUGUUCGAUUAUGUAUGCGGAUGAAUGUUUGGCUGUUUGUGUGCUUGGAGCCUAGUCCACUGUCCAAAUUUUUAAAUUUGAGGGCUCCAAGUACGUGUUUCCUUGCAAGUGCCUGCUCAGUAUGCUUUGAAUUGACAGUCUUUACAGUAAUAUGCAACCUAGGGAGGUAGUGUAGCACUAUGGAGGAUGUUGAUGCAUUUAAGAAGUUUCAUUUCUUCUUCAUAUUGAGUUGGUUGAUUGAGUGAAUUAGUGAUCUUAGGACCCUUGAACUGUGUGGUGUUGUGGAUUCUCUACCUGUCAUGGACUCUUGUAUCAUGUUUUGAGUUUAACAGGUGCUCGAAAUUGUGCUUCAAAAUAACGUCUCCCGUGCGAAUAGGGCGAAAGUGUGUAAGGGGAGACGGGAAUCCGUUCCCAAUUUCCACCUACUACCUCCAGCCCCCUUACAUGUCUUUCCCCCGCACGAGGCUCGAGACAUCCGCUCCUGGCAUGGCCGGUAAGAGCAGGUUGGGACCCUUGAAAAGAAAAGAAAAAUAACAGAAAACAAGCAAAACAGAAAAAAAGGGGUUCCAACCAUCUUCAAGAAGAAAAUAGAGCACCUUGAAAAAUGUGAGUCCAUGAUCCUUUGUUUUUGAGAAUCUCUUCAUCCACAAUCCAUUUGUCCUCUGUUCACUAUUUGCCAUGAUGCCGACUCGCCGAAGAAGUUAUGAGAUGACUUGUGCGUCGGUUGACCUCGUAAGUUGCUAAAUGAUCUAGGAAGUCCUCUACCUAAGAUCUGGGUUGUUUGUUGCUAUAGAGGUCUGGAGAGUUGCAUUGGUUUGAGUUAGGUUUGCUUGGGGACAAGCAAACAGUUAAGUGUGGGGGGAUUUGAUGACUCGGUAUUUGCACAUGUUUUCCCCUUUGUUUCUUGAUUGUUUGAGCUUGAAUUAUUGCGUCUUUGGCCUAUUUUAUGCUAGGUUGUGUUCCUUUGUCCCAUUUCAGGUCCUAGCACAUAAAGUGAAGCAUAGGCGCAAGUUUCAAGUCAAUCAGAGAUCAAUUGACGAUUCGAGAGAAGAAACUCGGGCAUGACCUGAAGAAGAAUGGAUUUCUACCUCACUUUAUGGACAAAGAAUCAUGCAAGCUUGUUAUGAAACGAAAGAGGACGAGACUACGAGCGUCUGGGAUCAAACGGCGAUUGAUUCGGAGUCCGGACGAGGGAGAAACGAAGCAUUAAACAGAGGCUGAGCAA
Molecule: messenger RNA, 4425 nt
Organism: Linum trigynum
Lineage: Eukaryota; Viridiplantae; Streptophyta; Magnoliopsida; Malpighiales; Linaceae
Source: the annotation of a GenBank genome assembly